Papaver somniferum (opium poppy) is the source of this 561-nucleotide messenger RNA. RefSeq names its product dirigent protein 22-like. NCBI's taxonomy places the organism in Eukaryota, Viridiplantae, Streptophyta, Magnoliopsida, Ranunculales, Papaveraceae. Bases 1 to 561 code for a protein of 186 amino acids. The record is from RefSeq and is a predicted model, not a curated record. The transcript has a single exon.
AUGGGUGUUGAAGCCAGAGGAGUUAUAUUGCAAUUAUCAUCAGUAGUUGUAAUAUUGGUUUUAUUGAUCAUUCAAGCCCAAGCAAAUCAGAAUUGGUAUGGCAAAACAGUGCCAUAUAAACCUGCAGAUGAGAAGGUAACAAAGCUACACUUUUAUUUCCAAGACAUUAACGAUCUUUUGGUGGCUAGAAACCCGGCAGCGGAUAAAUUCUCAACCUUGUUUACCUCACUGUAUAUUGUGGAUAACCCAUUGACUGAAGGACCUGAACUGAAUUCGACAAUUGUCGGUCGAGUUCAGGGUCUGAUUGGGUUUGCAGCACAGAAGGAAACGGCUUCACUCAUGGGGCUUAGUUAUCUUUUCACAGAUGGCAAAUUCAAUGGCAGUACUCUCAUUAUUGUCACCAGGAAUCCUAUACUGAUACCCGACCGAGAAUUCCCUAUCGUCGGUGGAACUGGAUUGUUCCGGUUGGCUCGUGGAUUUGCAAAUGUUAAGACUGUCCUGUUAGAUCCUGUUGCUGGAAUUGCUACUAUCGAGUAUAAUGUAACUGUCAUUCACUAUUAA